Lactuca sativa (garden lettuce) is the source of this 3872-nucleotide messenger RNA. RefSeq names its product bidirectional amino acid transporter 1 (gene BAT1). The record is from RefSeq and is a predicted model, not a curated record. Gene Ontology annotation, biological process: gamma-aminobutyric acid transport; transmembrane transport. NCBI's taxonomy places the organism in Eukaryota, Viridiplantae, Streptophyta, Magnoliopsida, Asterales, Asteraceae. Gene Ontology annotation, molecular function: L-glutamate transmembrane transporter activity; L-lysine transmembrane transporter activity; gamma-aminobutyric acid transmembrane transporter activity. Gene Ontology annotation, cellular component: membrane.
GGCCUAUUUACGAUGUUGGUGGGCCUAUCGAUGUCCGAGAUUUGCUCUGCUUACCCUACAGCCGGUGGGUUGUAUUUCUGGAGUGCAAAGCUUUGUGGCAAUGACUGGGGUCCUUUUGCUUCUUGGCUCACUGGUUGGAGUGCAAACGAGCCAAACUACUCGUGAGCUAUUCCGGAUCGGAUUGUUAAAAGCUCGACUCGAAACCGAUUCUAAACGAGCCCAAGCCGAGCUCAAGUUUAAUAUUAAGCUCGUUUAUUAAACGAGUUCAAGCUCGAGCCUGUGUCACUAAGCUCGAUUAGAAUAUUAAAAUAUAUUGCAACAGUUAGGAUUGAAAAUAAUAUUUGAUAGAAUAUUAAAAUAUAUUGCAAGCCAUUAUUAAGAAAGGCAUGUAAUUAUAAGGAUCAAUUAUAUUUCACUAUGCAUAUUAUGUGUUGGAAAGAAUUUGUACAUACAAUAGUUUUUGCAUCGCAUAUAAUUUAAUCAAAUCAAUUAGGGAAUGAUAUACCAAAACUAAAUUCUUUGUUUAGUGCAUUGCAAAACCCAUUUUGUUAUAAAAGUUGGAAAAUGAAGAAUGGUGAUAAAUCCACCACUAGCAAAAUUGAAUGAAGAAUGAGAAUGCAUUAUAUACUCGAAUUAGUGUAUCAUCAAUGCAAUGAUUGGAACAUACUACAUUUGAAGAGAUGCAUUUCAUCAAUAUAAAUUGAUCAUAUUACUUUGAAUUUGGGAUGUUACAACUUCAAAUGACAAACAUAAUAACUAAAAUAUUGAAAUACAAAAAAAAAAAAAAUGAUGACAAAAAACCGUAGUAAUAUUUAUGUCAAUUUAGAUGUAUAAUCGUUUAACUUGAAAAGAUUCAAAAUAAUGGGACAGCAAAGCAUGUAGUUGCAUUAUUGUAACUUAUAAGAAUAUAUGCAAUAGAGAAAGAGAACAAAUAGAAAUUGUAAGUAAAGAUCAUUAUGGAGAUAAUCUGUGGUCGUAAUUAGUUGCCGAAUAAUUAUGUUUUGGAAUAAGAUUAAAGGUUAAACAGAGCAUCUUAGUGGAAGUCAUCGACAAAAUAACGACUUAAUGUACUAUUCAGAAGUGUCAAUAUCAAAUUCAACUUUUUUUUGAAUAAUAAAUUAAAUGUAACAUAUCCUUUUUUUUUCUUCCUUUUUACCAACUCCUUGUACCAAUUUGACUAUUACCUACCGAAUCUAUAUAUAACUAAAUAAAUAUUGACAACAUCACGUUUAAAAGAUAAUAUUAUAUAUUGUAGAUAGUCCAAUCCAAAUAUACGAUUACUUGUUGACGCCCAUAAACAUGUAUAACGUUAUGUUGAUUUUCUUACAAAUACGAUUCCUUUGUUUAAUGUUUUUACAUAAUAUCUUACGUGAUUGAUUAAGAAACAAAUACAAUUAUCCAAAUAUUAUGAAUUAAACCAAAUAUUAUCUUAAAUAGUGCCGCAUAAUUAUAAUAAAGUGGAUAUCUAUUUUGUUGAUAUAUAAUUGUUAACAGAAUAUUUAAAAAUCAUACGACAAGAAUAAAAAACGAAUUAUAUGCCCAUGUUAUCAUAAUUAAUUAAAUCAAAAGUAUAAUUGGAUUAAAAGAUCGUGUACAAUAAAGAAUGAUAGAUAAAUCUACUUUAAAGGAGGACAUGAACCGAUCAUUCAUCCCUGAGAAUUUAGUAGGGCCAAAAAGGUGUAAAUGCCUUCUAUCAUUCAAAAAAGAAUCAUGCAUAAUUUCCGUUCUUUGAUUUAUUUAUUUUCUAAGGAAAGAUGACAGAAUCAUUUAUUCAUAUUCAGACCUCAAACAUUUGAUUUUUCACAUCAACUUGGCCUGUGGUGACUGGUGUGGCUCCCCUUUCUCCUUCUCCUUCUCCUUGUUUGACCAAAACUCUUAACUUCCCCCAAUGAAACAUUAGAUUCCACACAUAUAAAAUUCAUACCUUAUAAUUAUAUUAUAUAUAUUAUAUAAUAAUAUAAUAUAAUACACAAAUUCAAAGAUUCAUGAAAUGAGAGUUUGACUUUCAUAAAUCAUACUCAACAACACCUUCCAAAAUCACAAAUUCCACUCAUCACACACAACAAAACACCACCGAUCAUUACUAAGAAACCCCAACCCAACAAAUAGUAGAAGUAGAAACAAAUUCAAUCCUCUCUGAAAUCUUCUUCUAUCUGGUGUAAUGACGGGUUCGCAGAAUGUUAUUUCAAUCCAAUCACAUGAAAACGGAAAACACCCACAAGAUUCAGGCCACUCUCGUUUAAACGAAUUGGGAUACAAACAAGAACUCAAGCGCGACCUCUCGGUGUUGUCAAAUUUUGCGUUUUCGUUUUCGAUUAUAUCGGUGCUAACAGGCAUAACGACACUUUACAAUAGUGGGCUGAAUUUUGGUGGACCUGUCGUGUUAGUUUAUGGAUGGCUAGUAGCUGGUGCCUUCACCAUGGCUGUUGGUUUAUCAAUGGCUGAGAUUUGUUCUUCUUACCCAACUUCCGGUGGUCUUUAUUAUUGGAGUGCCAAACUUGCUGGCCCUAGUUGGGCACCCUUUGCCUCGUGGAUCACUGGCUGGUAUAAUAUUGUAGGACAGUGGGCUGUGACAACAAGUGUAAAUUUUUCACUGGCUCAGUUGAUUGAAGUGAUCAUUCUUCUGAGCACGGGUGGGAAAAACGGAGGUGGCUAUGUAGCAUCUAAAUACAUAGUUCUUGCAAUACAUGGUGGCCUUCUUCUAGUACAUGCCAUCAUAAACAGUCUUCCAAUCACAUGGCUAUCCUUCUUUGGUCAACUCGCAGCUGUUUGGAACAUUCUAGGAGUCUUUUUUCUAAUGAUUUGCAUACCCGUAGUAGCAAAAGAAAGAGCAAGCGCCGAAUUCGUUUUUACACAUUUUAACACAGAUAACGAAGCAGGAAUCAGUAGCAAACCCUACAUUUUUCUCAUAGGGUUGCUUAUGAGCCAGUAUACAUUGACAGGGUACGAUGCCUCUGCUCAUAUGUCGGAGGAAACGAAGAGUGCGGAUAUAAAUGGUCCAAAAGGGAUUAUUAGUUCUAUUGGAAUAUCUAUAAUUGUUGGAUGGGGAUAUUUGCUUGGAAUAACAUUCACGGUUACUGAUAUUCCAAGCCUUUUAAGCCCAGAUAAUGAUGCGGGUGGUUACGCCAUUGCUGAGAUAUUUUAUCAAGCUUUCAAGGGUAGAUUCGGAAGUGGGACCGGUGGUAUCAUUUGUUUGCUUGUUGUUGCUGUCGCCAUUUUCUUCUGUGCCAUGAGCUCACUCACAAGCAAUUCAAGGAUGGUUUAUGCAUUUUCAAGAGAUGGAGCAAUGCCAUUUUCAUCAUUAUGGCAUAAAGUUAACGACCAUGAGGUCCCUAUAUAUGCGGUUUGGCUUUCGGCUUUCAUAUCAUUCUGCAUGGCCCUUACGUCUUUGGGGAGCAUAGUGGCAUUUCAAGCGAUGACAUCAAUAGCCGUGAUUGGGUUAUACAUUGCGUACGCUUUACCAAUAUUUUUUAGGGUGACAUUAGCCCGUAAAUCAUUUGUUCCAGGGCCUUUCCAUUUAGGGCGAUACGGUGUGAUUAUUGGUUGGAUAGCGGUUCUUUGGGUGGCCACCAUUUCAGUGCUGUUUUCUUUGCCUGUUGCAUACCCAAUUACCGAUCAGACCCUCAACUAUACGCCGGUUGCUGUUGGUGGUCUUUUUAUUAUUGUGGUCUCGUAUUGGAUUGUGAAUGCCCGAUAUUGGUUUAAAGGUCCUAUAACAAAUAUGGGUACCCUUGGAGAUGUCUGACGGGAGUUAUUAUUAUUAACUUUUUUUUUUGUUAUUGGUAUUUGUAUAUUGAUAUUUUGUAUUGUGUUGGAAAACUAUAUUCGUAUAGGUAUAGGCAAAUUCGAGAAUGAAAUUAGCUUUUUUUUUA